Molecule: messenger RNA, 2524 nt
Organism: Glycine soja
Lineage: Eukaryota; Viridiplantae; Streptophyta; Magnoliopsida; Fabales; Fabaceae
Exons: 6
Coding region: 269-2119 (616 amino acids)
Molecular function (GO): protein binding
Source: RefSeq, a predicted model, not a curated record
UACUUGAAGUGUUACAUUUCCUCCUUCAUUCUAAAUGUAAAUAAUACAAUUUCCAAACUAUUGCAAUUGUAGCUGGGUAAAGAAGAGCUUCCAACUUUGCGUUGUCCUCACGAAAAGCAUCUCCAACUCAUAUAUGUGGAAGUGCAGAAAUGAACCUGCUUGUGCAUGUUUCCAUUCACCUUCUGCAGCUUCUGAUUAACCAUUGAAUCAGCUUGCAAAACACAAGAGAGUUUUUCAGCAAGAGGCAUUGGCAGAAUCAAGUUCACUAAUGUCUUUCGAAGAUGUUAACGCUGCUGUUAGUGAGUUUGCUAGGAGAUUUAAUCACAGUCACUACCAUCCGUUGCAUUUAGCAAUAUUAAAAGGAGAUUGGGAAUCUACAAAGGCUUUUCUUGACAAUGACCCAAGUGCAUUGACAGCAAAGGUCACUGCAAUUGGUGGGACUGCACUUCAUGCUGCAGCUGUAGGAGGGCAGUGGCAAAUUAUUGAGAAGUUGGUGCAACAUGUGCCUGCACAAGUACUUUCAGAUCUGGACUUGAUGGGUUGUACUUGCCUGCACUAUGUUGCAAUGGGCGAAAGCACAAGUGCUGCCAAGGCAUUGGUUGCUAAAAAUCCUUCUCUGACACAACUUACUGACAAGAAAGGAUUCACACCACUUAUCUAUAGUAUUACCUCUUCUAAAUGCAAAGAGAUGGUGUGGUACUUUGUUUUGAAUACUACAGACGAGGAACCUGGCUGUCCAUUCUCGGGUCCUUCUGCUGAUCAACUUGUUGCUUUGCUAACUGCUGCAGGAUUUCAUGAUAUCACUAUGUAUCUUCUCCAGCGCUACCCAAAUUUGGCUACUCUCUCAGAUUCAAAUGGAAGCAUUAUACUUAAUGUUUUGUCAAAAUUGCCCACGGAAUUCCAAAGUGGAAAUAAGCUUGGGUUUUGGAAAAGAUGCAUUUACCACUGUGUGCCAAAUGAACUUGAUUUUUUACCACCAAGUCAUCUGAGAGGAAAUUUGAAAGAUUCUUAUGGGAAUUCAAGCCAUCACCAAUCUCAUUUUGGUGGUACAAUAUGGAAUGCAAUUCAGAAUAUUGUUCCUGGCAUAAAGCUAGUCAGAGAGACAAAGUUGAGACACAUAUCUUCUGUGAGAUUGGUGGAAUUUGUUUGCAGACAGGUUUCAACCACAAAUGACUCUGAAUUCUGGCAGUCUCAUAUGAGUGCAGACAUUAUUUUCAAUGCCACUUCAUCUGGCAUAGUUGAAAUUUUAAGGAUUUGUUUCCAGUUUUUUCCUGAUUUGGUUUGGACUCACAUGCCACAUGAAGGAUUUGUAGCUCAAAUUGCCAUCAAGAAUCGGCAAGAAAAGGUUUUUAGUCUUAUAUGCGAGAUGCCUAUAGUUUGCAAGUUUUUAAUCCUGGCAUUAGAUGAGUCACAGAACACCACAUCACAUUUAGCAGCAAGGUUUGCUUCUCCUCAGCUGGCAUCAAUUUCUGGUGCAGCCUUUCAAAUGCAAAAAGAGUUACAGUGGUUUAAGGAAGUAGAGAAAUGGGAUCACCCUCUUCAUAAGGAAGUUAAAGCCAAAGAUGGUAAAACUCCUUGGCAAUUGUUCAGGGAAGAGCAUAAGCCUUUGCUAGAAGAAGCAAAGAAUUGGAUGAAGGAUACAUCAAACUCUUGUAUGUUGGUGGCAACUCUUAUUGCUACAGUUGUAUUUGCUGCUUCUAUAACUGUACCUGGAGGAAACAACCAAGACAAAGGAUUUCCAAUAUACUUGUUAGAUAACACAUUCAUGGUGUUUAUUGUGUCAGAUACAUUAGCUUUGUUUUCCUCCAUGGCUUCUCUACUGAUGUUUUUAUCAAUCCUAACAGCACGUUACACGGAAGAAGAUUUUCUCAGGAGAUUACCUGAGAGAAUAAUAUUGGGUCUGGCUUCUUUGUUCUUUUCUAUAGUAACUACAAUGAUAGCAUUUGGAGCAGCUCUGGAUUUGUUGCUAAGGGAGAGACUGCAAUGGGUGGCAAUUCCAAUUGCUCUUCUGGCAUGUGUCCCGGUUGCUCUAUUUGCGAGGCUUCAACUUCCUUUGUUCAUACAAAUGAUCAUAUCAACUUAUGGUUCUCGCAUAUAUCAUCAUCAAAGUCUUUGGUAAGGCUUUGGUGUUGUUCCAAAAUAUGAAAAACAAGACAAAGCAUGAAAUACAAAAAAGUAUUAGUAGGGUCAACAGGUGAUGGCUUCUUUGGCUUUGGCACUUUCACCCGCCUUUUGGAAUUUGUUAUUCUUGAGUAUGAUAGUCAGUAGUUUUUUUUUCCUACACCAAUUUUGAAAAGACUAGCUAGUCUUCUAAGAUAUUGUCACUAGUAAUCUCUCAAAAAUCAAUAAACUUAUCUUCGUGUAUAUAGUUGGUCCUUUCUAAGGACAAAAGUGGCGAUGCCUUAUAUUUUUAUGUACUAGUUUGAAAACACUUUUUAGAAAGAUAAAUAGUCAGUGUAAUAUUUGGAGUGUUACAGGAUAUUAAUUAGCUAUAUUAGUUGUAUUAGUUGAAAUUAGGUUGUUA